AUGGAUCCUGCUACCGCAAUUCCUGUCUGCCAAGUAGCCAGUCCGUACCAGGGUCCUGAAAACGUCACGAUUCGAUGGAUGGAGGUGGCAGACGUUGGAUACCGGACUUCUAUCAGGGUCAAUGUGGCUGUUGAGUUGUACGCCGGCCGACCGAAGUCUGGUUUGCCACGCAGAUACUGA
Penicillium taxi is the source of this 180-nucleotide messenger RNA. RefSeq lists its product as uncharacterized. The coding region runs from base 1 to 180 and encodes 59 amino acids. The transcript has a single exon. Lineage: Eukaryota; Fungi; Ascomycota; Eurotiomycetes; Eurotiales; Aspergillaceae. The record is from RefSeq and is a predicted model, not a curated record.